GCACUGGAUUCCUCCUUUCAACAACAAAAACUACUGAAGCACCUGACACGCCGCACCGCACAUCCCAACACACCACGCCGAUCACCAGCGCUUGUGUUGUAGCAAAGGCGUGUCUUUUCCGCUGUUUCUGAUACAUCAUCUAUCUGCGUGCCGAGACCUACCGUUCGUCGCGACGUUGUGAUAUCGAGAAACGUUGCCUGUGUUUACUGUUCACGGACCUCACCGUACGAUUCCUCCCACCCGGACGCUAGUAUUGUUCGGAUCUCCCGAACGCGACAGCAACAACGACAGCCAUUUAAAUCACUCUCGCGCGAUUGGCGACCAAGAAUCUCAGAUCAGAUCAGAUCCAACAAUCAUGUCGCAACAACAAUCAUAUCCUACGGGUACCUUGGCAAACCUGCCCCAACCGCCCUCCAAUCCCGACACCCCGUCUGAGAUGCCUGGCACCCCAACCAGCACCACCACCUCGCUUUCCACCCUCUCCACAACCGCCAUCAAGGAUGGCCACCGCGGCCAUGUCCAUCAUGGUAGCGGACCACAUACAAGUAACCGCUUCAGCGGCGACUACACCCGAUAUUCCCCUUCCAACCCCGAAGCCGAGCGCAACGAUCGCAUAAGCCGUCUCCCGGGCAUGAUGUCCGCCCUGCGCGGUGUCCAGUCUGCCGGCUCUACCGGGACUCCUCAACAAGGCAUGAACAACCCCUCAUAUGGCCAGUCGUCAUUCUACCAGCAGCAGCAGCAACAACAAAUGGAGCAAGGCAACCCCAAUGUACCGGUAACGCCAGCCUACUUUGACGCAGCAGGCCAGCCCAGAGCCGCAACCAAGAUGUCCACGGUCGGCUCCGCCUCGGCCACCGAUUCGGCAUACGAGGGCACCACCACCGCCUCGCUUUCGGUAACCUCGCACACCGGGACUAACACCGAGACCGCCCCCGAUCUUGAUGACGGCGAUGACCAGAGCAUGACCAUGAACCUAGACUCGCGUGACAACGACACGGAUAUGCCGACGACGAGUCGUCCGGCCAGCGGGUACGCCACCGGCCCCGACGCCAUGAUGGAUGAUGAUGAGGAGAACCUGGCUAUUCGGAGUGUUGGCACGUUUGAGGACAGGAUGAGCGACUACGAUGAUGGCCGGGAAAGUUUGGUUGGCUUUGGAGAAGGUGCGGGAAGUACGGUUAGUGGACCGAUAUACCACCGACGUCCGUUGCCUGGACAGAACAUAGCCGGUGGUCCUUCUGGAUGGGGCCUGGAGAGGAGCAGCUCCGGGUUGUCAGAUACGCUCGCUGGCAGCAGUGGUUUUCCCCCGACGAGCAGUGGUAGUGUAGGCAGAGGAGGAGCUGGUGGUGGAGGAAGGGACGUUAUCCGCGACAUCAUCCGUCGGGAAGGUGGUAUGCUCCAGGACCGCGAAUACAGCAUUGGUGGUGGAAACGACUCGACGCCCGCCAACCAAUCGGCCGUGUUUAUUGAGCGCCGUGAUGCCAGAAUGGUGGAUGGCGUCGCCCUUGACCGCGAUCACAACCCGGCUGCUGCUGCUGCUGGUGCCCGCGUCCGGAGCCAGUUUGCGCCGAUGGAUGAGGAUUUUGUCGAUACCACGGCCACCGGCCCCUUGCCUCUUCCGCAGAAUUUUUCUCCUACUUCGGCUGGCCGUCAUUAUCGCGAAGAGAGGCCGAGGUCGAAUCAGCAGCAGCAGCAUCCGUACCCGUUCCAGCAAUAUCAACAUCAUCUCCAGCAACAGCAACGUCAGCAGCAACAAUAUCAACAGCUUCAGCAGCAGCAGCAGCAGCAGCAGCAGCAGCAUAGCCAGACUCAAUCGGAGUUUCAGCUGCGGCCGAUGGAAGUGUCGUCAACGAUGACGCGGCCAACGGGCGAAGCAGAUCCGAGGGAGACGGCGGAGAGGAUGCUGGAGGAUAAUCUGACUGCGCAUGACUGGAAGAAUGUGUGAGAGGCGGAAACAUUGCCAAGGGGACUUGUCUCCCCGAGAGUAAGGGAGUGGGCACAGGUAAGUCCUUGAGAGAGCGUCUCGGUUCUGAAGUUCUGCCGCUCAUGCGUCCUGGCUUUUCGCUCGCUCCUUGUAUCUUCUUUUGAUUUCCUUUGCGCCAAUGUAAAAUGACCUUCGGGAUAAGCUACGGAUGGUAAACAUGGGUCUGGAGGAGCACUGAGGUUGAAAUAUCAAGGGAUGGAUAUACGGUAGGGAACGGAAGGAUGGAUCGUGGGUAACAAGGUUUAUUUUUUUGGUUUGAUGUCGGCAGAUCGGGAUCUGCCCUCGACUAUGGACAGAGUCUGUUGUCAACAAGACGACUGAGCUGAAAAAAAAAGGUUAUAUAUACAAACCAACGGCAUGCUCUUAUAGUAGCGAUGUCGAAGUCGGGCUCAUAUGUUCCAGUUCUGGCUGAUGACGGGACAUCAACAGUUGCUUAUCGCGUAUAUAUACACGUCUCUACGCAGAAAGGGUUCAGGGUUAUUAUCGGAGCUGAAGGUCGACAGUUAUACAUGAUCAAUAUCACAUGUAAUCU
Molecule: messenger RNA, 2513 nt
Organism: Neurospora crassa OR74A
Lineage: Eukaryota; Fungi; Ascomycota; Sordariomycetes; Sordariales; Sordariaceae
Exons: 2
Coding region: 356-1942 (528 amino acids)
Biological process (GO): regulation of transcription by RNA polymerase II
Source: RefSeq, a predicted model, not a curated record